Gossypium raimondii (Peruvian cotton) is the source of this 501-nucleotide messenger RNA. RefSeq lists its product as uncharacterized. NCBI's taxonomy places the organism in Eukaryota, Viridiplantae, Streptophyta, Magnoliopsida, Malvales, Malvaceae. Gene Ontology annotation, molecular function: nucleic acid binding. The record is from RefSeq and is a predicted model, not a curated record. The transcript has 2 exons. The coding region runs from base 1 to 501 and encodes 166 amino acids.
AUGUAUGUUGUAACCACUGAAGAAGAUGCUCAAGAAGGACAUCAUUGGAAACUAAAUUUUGACGGAGCGUCAAAAGCAAUGGGUAACAGAAUUGGGGCAGUCCUGGUAUCCCCAAGUGGAGAUCACUAUCUCUUUACUAGUAAAUUGGAUUUUGAUUGCACGAAUAAUAUGGCAGAAUACGAAGCAUGCAUCAUGGAUAUCUGUGUAGCCAUAGAAUGCAAGAUCAAAGUACUAGAGAUGGCUAAUACCCUAGUUACUUUAGCUUCCAUUGUCAAAAUGAACAAACAAGAGGAUGUAAAAUCGAUCCAGAUUAGUAUUUAUGAGGCUUCGACUCAUUGUUACAACAUUGAGGAAGAGGAAAAAGAUGAUCACCCUUUGUACCACGAUAUACUGCGAUAUGUAAAGAAUCAUGAAUACCCUGAUCAUGCGAUCGAGAAUGAUAAAAGGAUGUUGAGGAGACCGGCCAAUGGCUGUGUCUUAAAUGGGGAGAUCAUCUAUUAA